CCCGUCAGUCCUUCUCUGGAACUGGAUCACCGAACAGCUUCUCCAUGUAAAUCCGUCAUUUGACUUCAAUAAGUGUCAUUUUAAAUCAAUUGGAUACAUUUUGGUGAAUCAACAAUAAAUGGUCUAGGGGACGUUGAAAUUAAAUUCAAAUUCAGGAUUCAGGAUUAUGUCUUAUUUCAUCCAUGAUAUUCUGGGUUCUGAAGUAGCCAAUGAGGCCAAUAUGGGAAUUGCAGACUCUUUUACAGAGGGGACAGGGUGAGUGUGCAGUUUGUGAGUGCAGGCGAAGUUGCCCUGUGAGAAGUUGACUGCAGUGUAUAAUCAAGAGGAGAACUACUUCUAAUUCAACUGAACAAAAUGACUCCAAGGCACUGUGUAUUUGCUCAACAAAGAAGAUGGAUACUUUCUCUCUUCCUACUAAGUGCCCUAAUCACCUCUCUAACUCUUCUGAUGAUUCUGGUUGGCAUCCACGAAACUGAACAUGUUUCAAAGCGUGAAGUCAGAAGUGAGCCUACACCAACGCCAUCUUCCAUAGAUGUCCGCUUGGUGAAUGGGAGAAAUCCGUGCCAAGGGCUUUUGGAAGUCCUUUACAAUGGUACCUGGGGAACAGUGUGUGAUGAUGACUGGGACAUCGUUGAUGCCAGAGUGGUGUGCCACCAACUCGGAUGUGGCCGUGCUCUCUCCAUGGGAGGAAAUCUGCCCUUUGGCAGGGGAACGGGGAUUAUUCUGCUGGACAAUGUGGACUGCAAAGGGACGGAGUCAUCACUGAUCGACUGCGGUAACCUGGGGUGGACUAUCCACAACUGCAACCAUUACGAAGAUGUGGCCGUCAUGUGCAAUGAUUUUAGUGCAGCUCCUAAAAACAGGAUAAAUGAAACCAAACUAUCUAUGUGGGAAUACCAAGGAGAGGGCAACAUUCGAUUAGUCAAUGGCCACAACUCAUGUCAAGGCAGGGUGGAGAUUAAGCACAGAGGACAUUGGGGAACAAUUUGUGAUGAUGACUGGAGCAUGGACGAUGCCAAGGUUGUGUGCCGGCAGAUCGGCUGUGGUACAGCGAUCUCCUACACCACCAAUUCCUACUUUGGAUAUGGAAAAGGGAUGAUUCUAAUGGACAACGUCAACUGUGAAGGGAGUGAGUUGUCACUGUUGAGUUGUCACAGUCUGGGCUGGGGUAUCCACAACUGUGGGCAUCACGAAGAUGCAGGGGUCAUCUGUGCAGAUUCAUGGACUCCCACGGCAGCUCCAGAUGUUACAACCACUGGAAUUUCUACAUCACUCAUGGGCACGGAUUCUACUCCAACUACCAAUCACAAUGAUAUGAAACAAUCUUUUGAACAGAUUACAACAACAAAGCGAACAACAUCUCAAAGGGCCAGAUCCAUUCGUCUGAUGAAUGGUAACAACAGCUGUCAAGGCAGAGUGGAGAUAUUUUACGGCAAUAAUUGGGGAACCGUGUGUGACGAUGACUGGAAUAUCAUAAACGUGGCAGUGGUUUGCAGGCAGCUGGGAUGCGGUGGUGCCAUCACGGCGAAAGAACUAAGUUACUUUGGAUAUGGCAGUGGACCUAUAUUGUUGGAUAAUGUGAACUGCAAAGGCACAGAAUCCUCCCUGUCUGAAUGCUUUAACCUUGGAUGGGGAAAACACAACUGUAGACACCAUGAGGAUGCAGGCGCUAUUUGUGUAGAAUAUAAAGCUCAUGAGGCAAGUGGUUCUGGUAAACAAGCACCAAUAAUGACCACGAUGAGAACAACAGAAGCAUUAAGGGUGCCUGAAGAGUCGCAGAUCCGACUUGUGGAUGGACGGAACCGCUGUGAAGGCCGAGUGGAGAUCUUCCUGACAUCGCAGUGGGGGACAGUGUGCGAUGACGCCUGGGACAUAAGGGCUGCUAGAGUGGUCUGUAGGCAGCUAGGCUGUGGCAACCCUCUGGCCGCUAAGGUGGAGGCGUAUUUCGGGCAAGGCACUGGCAUCAUUCACCUCGACAAUUUAAAAUGCAGUGGGAACGAGAGUUUGCUCACCCAGUGCUCACACAUCGGCUGGGAUGUCCACAACUGCGACCACAGGGAAGAUGCGAGUGUGAUGUGCUCCCUAUGAACAAUCUCACAACAAGUGCCCGCCCCUAGUUGUUGGAAAGGGGGCACGCUGAAUAUAUGUAAAUCUAUAAAUGUGUAAAUAGCUCAGAACUACCAAACCAAAAUUCCCAUAUAAUGUGCACUUUAUAUAUUUUAAUUACUAUCUCCUGUCACAGAUUUAAUUCCCAAAUUAUGAAAAGCAACCAUUUGCCUCCCCAACAAGGCUUGUGCUAUUGAGGGAAGCCCAUAUGGAAAAAGCAACUGAGAGCCCAUAUGAGCUUUCAGAAGGGGAUGGGUCAAAGGCAUAGCCCUUGACACACCUUUUUAAUUUGAGAAUGAAGUUAGCUCUAACUCUGGGAGAAAAAAAUGGUAGAGUAAUUCAGGAAAUCAGGAACUCUCAUCCACAUAUAGCUCAAUUAAUUCAACAUUUCAAAACUGGGAUGGAUUGCUUUGUUGACAAGGCCAAGAUUAUUAUAGAUUAGAUGGGGGUACUUAUGCUGCCUGAGUUACUCCAGCAUAUUGUGUACCUCUGGGGUACGACACAGACUGACUACAGUCUAAGUGAGUGCUUCCUGCUGCUGUAUUCCUGAGCUAAUGAACAGCUUGUUUUGCAGCAAGCUUCAGGCAUUGUUGAAAAUCAUAAACAGCAAAUGUUGGAAAUCUGAACUAAAAAAAAGAAAGUGCUAGAAACUCUCUGACUCAGGCAGCAGCUACAGAGAGAAGCAGUUAGUGUUUCAGAGGGAAGAGAAGAUAAGAAUCUUCGAACAAAAGCAUUAACCAUGCUUCUUUUCCUUCAGAUGCUACCUGACUUGGUGAGUGUUUUGAUUUUUGCUAUUGGUUGAGACCUUUCCCUCCAAUGCUGCAUCGUAAAACCAAUUGCAUGCAUCAACAGCAAGAUGACAUGAAACGUACCUUAACCACCAGAGUUGGGAGAAUUAAUAGCAUUGGAGGAGGGAGUGUCAGUUAAAAAUGGCUAGUAUUGCACUCAAACAGUUUAAUAUUACUUUUAGCUCAUUCAUCUGAAAGAUGCACCAAUGGCUAUGGAUGGAGAUAAUCACCAAACAGAUCUCAGAUGCUUUAAUGAUCUGUAACUAAGGUAAAAGUGUGAAAGAGUUCCCAUCAUUGUCCUGUUGGAUGUAAGGGAGUGAAGAUCAGGUUGUGUACCUGCUAUACUCACUGCUCCAGCCCAUUGAAGAGGCGUAAGUAACUAGGUCCAUUGAAUGUAACUGCCCGACCUCAGCUGGUGCCUGUAGGUUAUUACCCCAAAAUGAGUCAGCACCUCUGGCUCUGGUCUGUUCCACAAGGGGUGAUAGAAAGAGCUUGACUUCUGAUGCAAUCUGUUACUUUUGAUUCUGUUUUCUCAAAUGCUGGGAAACUUCCAUUCAGCUCUGCAACUUCCAGUAGACCCUGCAACAAUCAUUAAACUGCAAUUUCAGUAAACACUGCAACAACUGGUUAUCUAAAGUUGGUUAUCAAAAAAUGCAGCAGGCUCUUGAUUAGCUGUGCAAGUGGACUUGGAAAUGGGUAAUGCACUGUUCCAAAAGUGCAAGCCAAGAGAGAGAGAGAGGAAGUGGAGGACUAUUGUUAAUCAAGGAAAGUAUCCAAGUGGUAUUGAGUCAUGAUGUCGAGGCAGUGGAUAAUGAUGUGGAAUCAGUUUCAGUUGAAAUUAUGAAUGGCAGGGGGAAGAAGAUAUGGAUGGGUUUAGUGAAUGGCCCCAAAAUGUGACCUUUUGAUUGGGCGGAGCAUAAAAAUGAAAAUAUCUUGGGCACAUUUGAAUAAAACUGCAAUCGGCAUGGGAGAUUUUAAUCUCUAUUGAUUGGGCCAAACUGCCAAGGAUAUCAGAGAAGAAGAAUAUGUGGAGCGUGUUAUGGAUUACUUCUUAGAACUGUAUGUUAUGGAUCCUAUCCUAGAACAGGAUAUAUUAGAUUUGGUCAUGAUUAGUGAGGAAGGAUUAAUAAGAGAUCUUGUGGUUUAAGAUCCCCUUGCAGGUAGUGAUCACAAGGUGAUAGUGUUCCAUAUGCAGUUUGACCGUGACGUCCACAGAGCCAAAACCAUUGUCUUCGGGUCGGGUACUUUUCGGCGCCGCUGUUUCGGCACCUCCGUUUAUAAUAUCUGUACUCAUCAGAACCUUAACCCUAACCCUAACUUCUGUAAAUACCUCCAGAUAAAUAAAAGUGUUCCAUGCGUCACAAUACUCCGGGAUGGUGAAUUCCAGAGAUUCAUCACCCUCUGCAAGAAGUUCUUAUGCCAAGGAUAUUGCAAGUGAGAUCAGCUUUAUGUUAACAAGUUUGGAAAUUGGUUUCCACUGGCCCACCGCUGUGGCACCCUAACCCUAACCCUAACCCUAACCCUAACCCUAACCCUAACCCUAACUCUAACACCCCAAAACGGAGGCGCCAAUAAGGGCUCAAUAAGGGCAGUUAAAAUGGCGUGAGGGUGGUGAUGAACUGAGAAAUAAGCUAAGAAACAGGCCAGUAGACGAAUAAUGACAUAUAUUCAGUCCAUAACAAUCAACAGGAAUUGAUUCUAAUUAAAAAGGAUUCUAUGAGAAAGAGGCACAAUCUGUGGUUAGAAAGGAAGUCAAGGAAAAUAUUACAUUGAAAAGUAGGGCAUGUAAAUUAGCAGUGGCGAGUGGAAGGCCAGAGAGAAGUCCUGGGAAUUUUUCAGGAUCCAGCAAUUAAACCCAAAAAUUAAAAAGAUGAUACGAAAGAGAAAAACUGAUUUUGAGAGAAAACUUUCAGAUAAUAUCAAACCAAACAAUAAGAGUUUCUAUGAAUAUAUAAAUCAGAAGAAGGAAGCUGAGAGAGGUGUGGGACCUCGAGAGAAUGAGGCUGGUGAAUUAUAAUAGAAAACAAAUAUAUGUUACAUCUCUUUCUUGCAUCAGUCUGCACUGUGGAGGAUACUGCAAAUAUCCCUCACAUAACAGAUGGGCUUCUUUCAAAUAACAGGGAGCUACUUGUAAAUUUCCAAAUGACAAGAGAUAAAGUAUUAGAGAAAUGCAGUGGGCUCGAGGCAGAUAAAUCUGGUAUCCAAUGCACCUAAGAAGUUUAAAUGGAGCUGCAGAGCUGGUGAAUAUCUGAAGAAGGGUCUCGACCCGAAACAUCACCCAUUCCUUCUCUCCAGAGAUGCUGCCUGUCCCGCUGAGUUACUCCAACAUUUUGUGUCUACCUUUGAGAUGGUGGAUACAAUGUUUGAAAUUUUUCAAAAUUCAUUAAAUUCUAGAGAUUGGAAAACAGUGAAUGUAACUUCCAUGUUCAAAAUGAGAGGAAAGCAGAAGCAGGGAACUACAGCGUUAGUUUGACAUCUGUUUUUGGCCAUUUACUGUAAGGUUAUAAAGUUUGCUGAUGAUACGAAAAUAGAUGGCAAGGCAUGUUGUGAUGGAACAUAGAUAGAUUGAGUGACAGGUGAAAACCUGGUAAAUGGAGUUUAAUGUGGGUGAGCGUGAGGCCAUCUAAGUGGAAUCAAAAGGUGGAUUAUUAUCUCAUUGGUGAGAGACAGCCCAUGAAUGAAGUUCAGAGGGACUUAGAUGUCCUGGUGCAUGAAUCACAGAAAGUUAGCAGACAGGUGCAAGUAGUUAAUAAGGCAAACGCAUUGCAAAGGAGUAGUGUUUAAGAAUAGGGAGGUUAUGGCACAGUUAUACAGGAUGAUGGUGAGGCUGCUCCUGGAAUACUGUAGGUCUUGGGGAACUGGCACAGAAACUAAGUUGGGAUCAGCAUGGACCAGGCCAUGAUCAUAUUGGAUGGCAAGGCAGGCUUGAUGGGGCUUGUGGCCUACUCCUGCUCCUAUCUCCUUGUGUUCUUAUAAACGGAUCAAUGAAUCACAAAAGGACAUUGCUUUCCUUUUCUCCAAAUGCCCUCAUUUCACAACUUUUCAAUCCCUUUGGGAUGACGAUAGGAGAGGGAAGAUGUGUCUGGUGAUAGGAUCUCUCAUUAAAGAUGGCAAAAAUUACAAGGGAUAAUCUGGCUUGAAGAGAUGCUCAAUGUACCUGGAUUGCAGGCCAUCUUUGGAGAUUGAUAGAUUUUGUAGUUUAGUUUAGUUUAGAGAUACAAUGUGUAAAUAGGCCCUUCAGCACCACCAUGUCCGCACCGACCAAUGAUCACCCAUACACACUAG
Molecule: messenger RNA, 6179 nt
Organism: Amblyraja radiata (thorny skate)
Lineage: Eukaryota; Metazoa; Chordata; Chondrichthyes; Rajiformes; Rajidae
Gene: ssc4d
Product: scavenger receptor cysteine-rich domain-containing group B protein
Exons: 13
Coding region: 355-2088 (577 amino acids)
Biological process (GO): zymogen activation
Cellular component (GO): plasma membrane
Molecular function (GO): serine-type endopeptidase activity
Source: RefSeq, a predicted model, not a curated record